UACAGGAUGACGUCAAACCCACGAGGAUUCUGUGUUGUGGUGAAUAAUAAGAACUUUAAUGAAGGCACAAAACUUGAAGAUCGAGAUGGCACAGAGGAAGAUGUGAUUUCUUUGCAGAAUCUUUUCAAACAGUUAUAUUUUACAGUUGAUAUUCACAAUAACCAAACUGCAGAGGAAAUAAAAAGCAUAGUAAAGUGGUACAAAGAACUUGACCACUCCAAUUAUGAUUGUUUUGUGUUGGUGAUUUUAUCUCAUGGUUCCUGUGGUAAUGUUCUUGGUGUAGAUGGCAAGGAGGUGUUCAUCAAUGAUAUCUUUGACAGUUUUGAUUCGAUAGCAUGUUCAAGCUUAUGUGGAAAACCAAAACUGUUUUUCAUUCAAGCUUGCCAGGGA
Molecule: messenger RNA, 390 nt
Organism: Lottia gigantea (owl limpet)
Lineage: Eukaryota; Metazoa; Mollusca; Gastropoda; Lottiidae
Exons: 2
Biological process (GO): apoptotic process; proteolysis
Cellular component (GO): cytoplasm
Source: RefSeq, a predicted model, not a curated record